UGAGGAGGUGACCCCGUAUUGACCCCAAAAGAGCCUGGGAUCUUCUGGAUUGAUGUUUGAGGUCACUGCGUGAGGACCUCCGGCUGGAGAUUUCUGGGAAUGACGUCUCUCCAGGUGACGAAGAGGACAAAUGGAAUUCUAUUUACCCAGUGAUUCUUUUAGUGGGGAAAAAAGAUGUAUGAAGGAUGAAAAAAACUGACACAAUUAAAAGGCAAAAAGUGAAGAAAGGAAGUCAGAAAACAAAAGGGAAAAAGAAAUUUCCAGCUUCUGUUAAUGAUGUUGAUGCACUUCUCUGAUCAUCUGAAAAAAUCAACAGGGAAAAAAGGAAGGAGAAACGGUUCCCUAUGCACAUAAACAUUCAAGUUUGCCUCAGAUGCCAGUAGACUUGACAAAGUCUACCCAGAGGAGAAACGAAGCCAAUACAUUGAACAAGGAAAGAGCUUCACAAUGCACAGUGAUUGUACUUCACGUGUAACAUCCCUGAGAGGUGAGAGACAGUACAAAUGCCUACAGUGUGGAAAGAGCUUCAGUCAGAGCAGUAGCCUCGUUACCCAUCAAAGAAUUCACACUUGGGAGAAACCAUAUAAAUGCAUGGAAUGUCAGAAGAGCUUCAGUGACAGCAGUGCCCUAAGUAGACAUCAAAGAGCUCACACAGGGGAGAAACCAUAUAAAUGCAUGGAAUGUCAGAAGAGCUUCAGUGACAGCAGUGCCCUAAGUAGACAUCAAAGAGCUCACACAGGGGAGAAACCAUAUAAAUGCAUGGAAUGUCAGAAGAGCUUCAGUGACAGCAGUGCCCUAAGUAGACAUCAAAGAGCUCACACAGGGGAGAAACCAUAUAAAUGCAUGGAAUGUCAGAAGAGCUUCAGUGACAGCAGUGCCCUAAGUAGACAUCAAAGAGCUCACACUGGGGAGAAACCAUAUAAGUGCCCAGAAUGUGGAAAGAGCUUCAGUCACAGCAGUCAGCUGAAUUCACAUCAAAGAAUUCACACUGGGGAGAAAAGGUAUAAAUGCUUGAAAUGUGGGAAGUGCUUCAGUCACAGCAGUGCCCUGAGUUCCCAUCAAAGAACUCACACUGGGGAGAAACCAUAUAAAUGCAUGGAAUGUCAGAAGAGCUUCAGUGGCAGCAGUAGUCUCAGUUCCCAUCAAAGAACUCACACUGGGGAGAAACCAUAUAAGUGCCCAGAAUGUGGAAAGAGCUUCAGUCACAGCAGUCAGCUGAAUUCACAUCAAAGAAUUCACACUGGGGAGAAAAGGUAUAAAUGCUUGAAAUGUGGGAAGUGCUUCAGUCACAGCAGUGCCCUGAGUUCAUAG
Pogona vitticeps (central bearded dragon) is the source of this 1311-nucleotide messenger RNA. NCBI's taxonomy places the organism in Eukaryota, Metazoa, Chordata, Lepidosauria, Squamata, Agamidae. The record is from RefSeq and is a predicted model, not a curated record.